AUGCCAGACCCGAACCUCACAGUCUCGCUUCUCAAGCCCGAAGAAGCAGAGCAAUACAUGCGCAUACGUCACGAAGUCUUUCGCCCAACCGUCAACAAGAUCCUCUACGCCCGCCGCGAGCCAUCUCAGGAAACCCUCGACAAAGUGACGGAAGACAUCCGCGAUGGCAUAACCAACAAGGGCAUACUCUACGUCAAGUGCGUCGACACCUCGACCGGCGAGAUGAUCGCAGGUGCACGUUGGCGCUACGUCAAGCCCAAGGAAGAAGGCGCAAAGGAACGGACCUGGGAAGAGGUCGACGCUGGUCUCACCGUCCCACCACCAUACGAAGAAAGUGACCCGGAGAUGUUCGCGGAACUCUUCAAGUUGUUCAACUCGAACAAGCGGGAGAUUCUGGGAAAGAGGCCUUACUAUGUGCUAGAUACACUGGUUACACUGCCGCAACAUGGAAGGAGGGGAGCGGGAAGUAUGCUAGUGCGAUGGGGUUGCGAGAAGGCGGAUGAGGCUGGUGUUGAGGCGUUCCUUGAAGCGAGUCCCAUGGGUGCGCCCAUGUAUGCGAGACAUGGGUUUCAGCCUGUGAAGACGGUGGAAUUGGAUCUGAGGAGGUGGAGUGGAGAGGACAAGAUGGAGUUUAUUCCGAUCUACGGCAUCACAGCCUCACUAAAAACCUACAAAACAGAGGACUUUGAGUCGCCCGACCCAGAAGAUGAAUGCUACGUAUGCAUGCGUCUAUUCAACGCAGUCGACAACAAAGACGACCCAAACGAGUUCCCAUGCAAGGCCGUAAGACUCUUACCCUGCGGCCACCUCAUCGGCAGCGAGUGUCUAAAGAUCACGACUCUGAAGCUCAACAUGACAACCUGCUCUCUCUGCUCGGCCCCCCUCGCCGUAACAUACGGAAGCCCGAUGAACUACAUCAUGUGCCAUCUCUUGUCGAAUUGCUAUACCCAAGCACUAGUCGACCACGCACUGCUCGUGGGAUCUGUACUAGCAAGCCCACAAGUCGCCAACAUACCCCUGCUAGGACGGUUACACACACAAAAUGACGAACAGAAGAUGGCUCUACUUUCAUAUGCCUUCUUCGCACGAGAAUUGACAUGGGCAGACGCAUUCUCUUUCUGGCUGUACUACAUGAAGCUGGUGUUCGUGUCUUUGUUGGGGUUGAGCUUGCUUUUCUUCUCGAUAGGGCUUCUGAUCGGGCUGGAUGACUUCUAUGGCGCUCCCAUUGAGAUGGCAUUUCUCUCCGCUCUAAUGGGUACGGAUUGCAGGGCUCAUCUGUCCAAGACCGCAAUACGUAUGGUCGUCCAGGCUCUAUGCAUCGCGAUCGACAUUGGUGGGCAGGUCGCUAUGAGACGACAUCCAGAGCAUCUGAAUAAGCUCGUGCUCAUGAGGGCGGCCGCGUGGCUUAGGGAGGCUAUGGCAGCGGCUUGGUUUUGA
Messenger RNA from Alternaria conjuncta, 1437 nucleotides. RefSeq lists its product as uncharacterized. Bases 1 to 1437 code for a protein of 478 amino acids. Lineage: Eukaryota; Fungi; Ascomycota; Dothideomycetes; Pleosporales; Pleosporaceae. Gene Ontology annotation, molecular function: acyltransferase activity, transferring groups other than amino-acyl groups. The transcript is spliced from 3 exons. The record is from RefSeq and is a predicted model, not a curated record.